AUGGGUUCGCCAAUAUCCAGCCUGGUUGCAGAACUAGUCCUGAAGGAGCUGGAAAAAGUCGCCUACGACCACUACGAACCUGCAUUUUGGCGCCGGUACGUGGAUGACACGUUCGUUUUACUUGAAAGGCACAGACUGGCCGGCUUUCAAGACCUGCUUAAGGACGUCUUCCCGGACAUUCAGUUCACAAGGGAAGAAGAGCAUGCCGAACAGCUGCCUUUCCUUGACGUUCUCGUCACACGCACACCCAACGGCGAACUCAACACCACGGUGUACAGAAAGGCGACUUACAUGACUCAGAUUCUCAACUACCACAGUAACCAUCCAAUGGCGGAUAAACGCAGCUGUGUUAGGACACUAUUCCAAAACGUAAAAACGCACUGCAGUGAGCCACAGGAACGAGUACAAGAAAUACGGCAUCCUCGGACCAAAUGGCAAGGAAUAGAUGCUCGAACAGCUUCGUCAUCCGCUGCCUUUGCACGCACUUACGGCGAGCAAACGGAGGAGAGCCGCCAAAACUCUGGAACUCUCUACCAUAUACAAAGACCGGGUCCGAAGCGAUGA
Messenger RNA from Spirometra erinaceieuropaei, 564 nucleotides. Lineage: Eukaryota; Metazoa; Platyhelminthes; Cestoda; Diphyllobothriidea; Diphyllobothriidae. The record is from the annotation of a GenBank genome assembly.